Messenger RNA from Cylicostephanus goldi, 411 nucleotides. NCBI's taxonomy places the organism in Eukaryota, Metazoa, Nematoda, Chromadorea, Rhabditida, Strongylidae. The record is from the annotation of a GenBank genome assembly.
AUGGAUAAACCACGACUUACUUGCAGUUUUCAGGCUGCUCGACUUUUGCUUUGCUUAGGUUCUGACCCUAACAUCAGCAACGCAAAUGAUGACAGUCCAAGGCAUUUAGCUGCACGUCUGAGAGAAGCGUCCCUUCUGGAUUCUUUGAUAAUUUGUCAUGCUCUGCCCUGCAAGCCCAACAAAGUCGGAUGUGUUUCCGGCUGCACGAAUGAUUUGGCUUCUGUUCUCAAGCGAAAUUCUGAAGCCGCCAGUAUGGAAGAGCCGAUUCGGGACUUCAUACAAAAGUGUUACGAUGGUCUCAUAGCUCGCCUUGAAGAGCUAGCAAACCGUGGCGAAAAGCCUCAGAAUAUGAUUAACCUUUUAUCCAUGGAUGGAGGUGGAAUUCGAGGACUUGCUAUGAUACAGGUCUGA